Molecule: messenger RNA, 4651 nt
Organism: Balaenoptera ricei (Rice's whale)
Lineage: Eukaryota; Metazoa; Chordata; Mammalia; Artiodactyla; Balaenopteridae
Gene: GRIN2B
Product: glutamate ionotropic receptor NMDA type subunit 2B
Exons: 13
Coding region: 176-4651 (1491 amino acids)
Biological process (GO): long-term synaptic potentiation; excitatory postsynaptic potential; monoatomic ion transport
Cellular component (GO): NMDA selective glutamate receptor complex; postsynaptic membrane; postsynaptic density membrane
Molecular function (GO): NMDA glutamate receptor activity; transmitter-gated monoatomic ion channel activity involved in regulation of postsynaptic membrane potential
Source: RefSeq, a predicted model, not a curated record
ACAAAAUUCACGCUAAAUUGGAUUUUAAAUGAUCUUCCUUUUAUUUAUCGUCUGUCUUUCUUAUGUGGAUAUGCAAGCGAGAAGACACGACUGGAUAUUCCCAACAUGCUCACUCCCUUAAUCUGUCCGUCUAGAGGUUUGGCUUCUACAAACCAAGGGAGUCGACGAGUUGAAGAUGAAGCCCAGAGCGGAGUGCUGUUCCCCCAAGUUCUGGCUGGUGCUGGCUGUCCUGGCCGUGUCAGGCAGCAGAGCUCGUUCUCAGAAGAGCCCGCCCAGCAUUGGCAUUGCCGUCAUCCUCGUGGGCACUUCAGACGAGGUGGCCAUCAAGGAUGCCCACGAGAAAGAUGAUUUCCACCAUCUCUCGGUGGUGCCCCGUGUGGAGCUGGUAGCCAUGAAUGAGACGGACCCAAAGAGCAUCAUAACCCGCAUCUGUGAUCUCAUGUCUGACCGGAAGGUCCAGGGGGUGGUGUUUGCUGACGACACAGACCAGGAAGCCAUCGCCCAGAUCCUUGACUUCAUUUCAGCCCAGACUCUCACCCCCAUCCUGGGUAUCCACGGGGGCUCCUCGAUGAUAAUGGCAGACAAGGAUGAAUCGUCAAUGUUCUUCCAGUUUGGCCCAUCGAUUGAACAACAAGCUUCCGUGAUGCUCAAUAUCAUGGAAGAGUAUGACUGGUACAUCUUCUCUAUCGUCACCACCUACUUCCCUGGCUACCAGGACUUUGUAAACAAGAUUCGCAGCACCAUCGAGAACAGCUUCGUGGGCUGGGAGUUAGAGGAAGUCCUCCUGCUGGACAUGUCCCUGGAUGAUGGAGAUUCUAAGAUCCAGAACCAGCUCAAGAAACUUCAAAGCCCCAUCAUUCUUCUUUAUUGUACUAAGGAAGAAGCCACCUACAUCUUUGAAGUGGCUAACUCAGUAGGGCUGACUGGCUACGGCUACACGUGGAUUGUGCCUAGUCUGGUGGCAGGGGACACAGACACAGUGCCCUCGGAGUUCCCCACCGGGCUUAUCUCUGUGUCCUAUGAUGAAUGGGACUAUGGCCUCCCUGCCCGAGUGAGGGAUGGAAUCGCCAUCAUCACCACCGCUGCUUCCGACAUGCUGUCCGAACACAGCUUCAUCCCUGAGCCCAAGAGCAGCUGUUACAACACCCACGAGAAGAGAAUCUACCAGUCCAAUAUGCUGAACAGGUAUCUGAUCAAUGUGACUUUUGAAGGGAGAAAUCUGUCCUUCAGUGAAGACGGCUACCAGAUGCACCCGAAACUGGUGAUCAUCCUUCUGAACAAGGAGAGGAAGUGGGAGAGGGUGGGGAAGUGGAAAGACAAGUCCCUGCAGAUGAAGUACUACGUGUGGCCCCGAAUGUGUCCUGAGACGGAAGAGCAGGAGGACGACCAUCUGAGCAUCGUAACGCUGGAGGAGGCCCCGUUCGUCAUUGUGGAAAGCGUGGACCCUCUGAGUGGAACUUGCAUGAGGAACACGGUGCCCUGCCAAAAGCGCAUCAUCUCUGAAAAUAAAACAGAUGAGGAGCCAGGUUACAUCAAAAAAUGCUGCAAGGGGUUCUGUAUUGACAUCCUUAAGAAAAUUUCUAAAUCUGUGAAGUUCACCUAUGAUCUUUAUCUGGUUACCAAUGGCAAGCAUGGGAAGAAAAUCAAUGGAACCUGGAAUGGUAUGAUUGGAGAGGUGGUCAUGAAGAGGGCCUACAUGGCAGUGGGGUCGCUGACCAUCAACGAGGAGCGGUCGGAGGUGGUCGACUUCUCCGUGCCCUUCAUAGAGACUGGCAUCAGUGUCAUGGUGUCACGCAGCAAUGGGACCGUCUCACCUUCUGCCUUCUUAGAGCCAUUCAGCGCCGACGUGUGGGUUAUGAUGUUCGUGAUGCUACUCAUCGUCUCGGCCGUGGCCGUCUUUGUCUUCGAGUACUUUAGCCCUGUGGGUUACAACAGGUGCCUCGCCGAUGGCAGGGAGCCGGGUGGCCCAUCUUUCACCAUCGGCAAAGCUAUUUGGUUACUGUGGGGUCUGGUGUUUAACAACUCCGUCCCCGUGCAGAACCCAAAGGGGACCACCUCCAAGAUCAUGGUGUCGGUGUGGGCCUUCUUUGCUGUCAUCUUCCUGGCCAGCUACACUGCCAACUUAGCUGCCUUCAUGAUCCAAGAGGAGUAUGUGGACCAGGUUUCCGGCCUGAGUGACAAAAAGUUCCAGAGACCUAAUGACUUCUCACCCCCUUUCCGCUUUGGUACUGUACCCAACGGCAGCACGGAGAGGAAUAUUCGCAAUAACUAUGCGGAAAUGCACGCCUACAUGGGGAAGUUCAACCAGAGGGGUGUGGACGAUGCAUUGCUCUCCCUGAAAACAGGGAAACUGGAUGCCUUCAUCUACGAUGCAGCAGUGCUGAACUACAUGGCAGGCAGAGACGAAGGCUGCAAGCUGGUGACCAUUGGCAGCGGGAAGGUCUUUGCUUCCACUGGUUAUGGCAUUGCCAUCCAGAAGGAUUCUGGAUGGAAGCGCCAGGUGGACCUUGCUAUCCUGCAGCUCUUCGGAGAUGGGGAGAUGGAGGAGCUGGAAGCUCUGUGGCUCACGGGCAUCUGCCACAAUGAGAAGAAUGAGGUCAUGAGCAGCCAGCUGGACAUUGACAACAUGGCGGGCGUCUUCUACAUGCUGGGGGCCGCCAUGGCUCUCAGCCUCAUCACCUUCAUUUGCGAACACCUCUUCUAUUGGCAGUUCAGGCACUGCUUUAUGGGUGUGUGUUCUGGCAAGCCUGGCAUGGUCUUCUCCAUCAGCAGAGGUAUCUACAGCUGCAUCCACGGGGUGGCCAUCGAGGAGCGCCAAUCCGUGAUGAAUUCCCCCACCGCGACCAUGAACAACACACACUCCAACAUCCUGCGUCUGCUCCGCACGGCCAAGAACAUGGCCAACCUGUCCGGCGUGAACGGCUCCCCACAGAGCGCCCUGGACUUCAUCCGCCGCGAGUCGUCCGUCUACGACAUCUCCGAGCACCGCCGCAGCUUCACACACUCUGACUGCAAAUCCUACAACAACCCGCCCUGCGAGGAGAACCUCUUCAGCGACUACAUCAGCGAGGUGGAGAGGACUUUCGGCAACCUGCAGCUGAAGGACAGCAACGCGUACCAGGACCCCCACCACCGGCCGCACAGCAUCGGCAGCGCCAGCUCCAUCGACGGGCUCUACGACUGCGACAACCCGCCCUUCACCACGCAGCCCAGGUCCCUCGGCAAGAAGCCCCUGGACAUCGGCCUCCCCUCCGCCAAGCACAGCCAGCUCAGCGACCUGUACGGCAAGUUCUCGUUCAAGAGCGACCGCUACGGCGGCCACGACGACCUGAUCCGCUCCGACGUGUCGGACAUCUCCACGCAUACGGUCACCUACGGCAACAUCGAGGGCAACGCGGCCAAGAGGCGGAAGCAGCAGUACAAGGACAGCCUGAAGAAGCGGCCGGCCUCGGCCAAGUCCCGCCGCGAGUUCGACGAGAUCGAGCUGGCCUACCGCCGCCGGCCGCCCCGCUCCCCCGACCACAAGCGCUACUUCAGGGACAAGGAGGGGCUGCGGGACUUCUACCUGGACCAGUUCCGCGCCAAGGAGACCUCGCCGCACUGGGAGCACGUGGACCUGACCGACAUCUACAAGGAGCGCGGCGAGGACUUCAAGCGCGACUCGGUCGGCGGGGGAGGGCCCUGCACCAACCGCGCGCACCUCAAGCACGCGCCGGGUGACAAGCACGGCGGAGUCGGCGGGGUCCCGGCCCCCUGGGAGAAGAACCUGGCCAACGUGGACUGGGAAGAGCGCUCCGGGGGCAACUUCUGCCGCAGCUGCCCGUCCAAGCUGCACAACUACUCGACGAGCGUGGCCGGGCAGAACUCGGGCCGGCAGGCGUGCAUCCGCUGCGAGGCGUGCAAGAAGGCCGGCAACCUGUACGACAUCAGCGAGGACAACUCCCUGCAGGAGCUGGACCAGCCGGCCGCCCCGGCGGCCGUGACGUCCAGCGCGUCCGCCGCCAAGUACCCCCAGAGCCCGACCAACUCCAAGGCGCAGAAGAAGACCCGGAACAAGCUGCGGCGCCAGCACUCCUACGACACCUUCGUGGACCUGCAGAAGGAGGAGGCCGCCCUGGCCCCGCGCAGCGUGAGCCUGAAAGACAAGGGCCGCUUCCUGGACGGCAGUCCCUACGCGCACAUGUUUGAGAUGCCGGCCGGCGAGAGCGCUUUCGGCAACGGCAAGGCGGCGGCGCCGGCCGCGGGACACCACCACCACGGCAACCAUGGCAACCACGGCAACCCCGGCGGCGGCGGCGGCGGCAGCUACAUGCUCAGCAAGUCGCUCUACCCCGACCGGGUCACGCAGAACCCUUUCAUCCCCACUUUCGGGGACGACCAGUGCUUGCUCCACGGCAGCAAAUCCUACUUCUUCAGGCAGCCCACGGUGGCAGGGGUGCCGAAGGCCAGGCCGGACUUCCGUGCCCUUGUCACCAACAAGCCGGUGGUGUCGGCCCUGCACGGGGCCGUACCAGGCCGUUUCCAGAAAGACAUCUGUAUAGGGAACCAGUCCAACCCCUGUGUGCCUAACAACAAAAACCCCAGGGCUUUCAAUGGCUCCAGCAAUGGGCAUGUGUAUGAGAAACUGUCUAGCAUUGAGUCUGAUGUCUGA